CCAGAGUGCCCCUGUCAGGGUAUCCCUCAGGUCAAGAAACCCCGUCGGUUUAAGAGCAGCGAUAACAGGAAAUAAACAACACACCAGAGUACCUAAAAAAAAAAUUUUUUUUUAAUCCAUCAGGACCUAUGGAUUGACGUUUGGGCAAUCGUUAACGAAUAAUCGUCGAACCGAAAGGAGACGGGUUUAGAAGUGCGCUAGAGAUGUUCGUGGGAGUGCGUGUUCGGUUUUGUUUUCCCUUUAUCGACUGUUUCGCCAUAUUAAGGACCCUGCUCUCUGGUGACAUCAUUAAAACAUGUUCCUUCCGUCCGACGCUGUGUGGAGCUGCUUCAACCUAGCGUCAACUGUGAGCAAAAACCAGGAGACAAAGCAACAAAGUGAGCCCCCCCCUCCGGAUCAAUCAAAUGUGUCAUAUUUAACUGUUUAGGAGCCGAAACCCAGCGAUUACACAGUGCUACUUCAUGGUAGGUCCUGCAAAAACAGCUGGAACCGUUUCCAUCACAAAUGCAAGUGAAAGUCAAGGAGGCUUCAUGUAUUCUGGACAGUCACACGUGCACAACUGCUUGAGAACAGCAACAUCCAUGACGACUCUUGAACAUAUCACAGACUGCAUUUGACAACACAAACUUGAUUAUCAUACAGAAACCUCUGGGCUCUUGAGAUGGAUGGGGAGGAAGAGGUCUCUCAUGUGAGUGAGGAUAUGGUCAUUGACCCUGAUGGCUCCAUAGACUCUAAGAAAAGGGAAGCAAAAGGCUCAUGUCUAAAAAUUGAGGGUCAGGAUGGAUAUGUAUUCAAAUCCUACAGCGUUACCCCUCAUGAGACUGCAGAUGCAAACCCCUCCACUUGUUCUGCAAUAACACUGGGUAAAGACUUGUCCCCUUCCUGCUUGGGGGCAGAAAAAGAUGAAUCUUCUCAGGUUGACACAGAGUCUAAUUUAAAUAAAGUGAAGGAGACUGAUCCAGCUUCUCCAGCUCUCUCAAGUAAAGACAUAAACAAUGACAUUAUGUUUGAAAUUGACAACAAAAAUACUGAAAAUGGUAAUGAGGCAAAUACACAUAUCAAAGAGAAGGAAAGUGAUGCAAAUGGCAUGGAGGAAGAAAACCAAGAGGAUGAAAGGUUAUCAUUUGAUAACUUGGUCACAAGAGAUAAUGAUGAUUAUAGCAAUUUGCUAAGUGGAUAUACAAGCACCCUUUAUGAUGUUGCCAUGGACGCUGUCACGCAGAGCCUUUUGUCAUCCAUGAGGAGCCAUGCAAAUCCCCGCAAAAAAUCUCCUGCGUGGAAUCAUUUCUGCAUAUCCCCACGAGACAGUACCAAAGCAAUCUGUUUAUACUGCAUGAAAGAGUUCAGUCGCGGUAAGAAUGAGAAAGACCUCAGCACGAGCUGCUUGAUGAGGCACGUCCGAAGGGCUCACCCCACUGUGCUUUUACAAGAUGGAGGCGAUGCCUCCUCAAAUAAUUUGGCUAGCUCCCUCGCAUUAUCUUUGAUACCUCCCUCCCCAAACUCACCAAAAAACGGAGACUUGACAAGUAGUGUUCCUACUCCUGCCUCAAAAAACACUUCGCCGUCCACCUCUUCUGCUGAGACAUUGGACUCAACAUCCAAAGAAGUGUUACCCAAAGUUGAACCAAAACCUGAACCAUGUGCCAAUGCUGACAAUGUCAGUGGCACACACUCAUCUUCACAUUCCAGUGAAAACAACGGUGAAGAAGCUUCAGAUGGAGGGCCUGAGCGUCUUGCUGGGACCACAAAAAGCUCCAGCUCUCGUCGGAGAUCUGCUGUAUGGAAACAUUUUUACCUGUCACCUGUGGACAGCUCGAAAGCAGUGUGUAUCCACUGCAUGAAUGAAUUCAGUCGGGGUAAGAAUGGGAAAGAUCUGGGGACAAGCUGUCUUAUUCGUCACAUGUGGAGGGCCCACAAAGAGGUUGUCAUAGAGGAAAAUGGACAGGGCAAUCACAUUCCACCGCCCUAUACAAACCCUCCCUCACUUUUGUCCCGCACACAAUUGCAGGACUCGCUGGAAAUUAAAAAAGAGUCCUCUCUUCCCCCAUCUUCACCAGAAACCAUAUCAGAUGAAUUGCCCCAGAACAUGGAGGAAAGCAUGGACAUGAAAGAAGAAAUAGACGAGGCCCUGAAUCAGUCAGGACACGAGUCCUCCUUCAACCUAUCAUUCGGAGCUCAGGGGGAGGAUGCCUUUCUAGCUUCCUCACCUUGUGAUCUGUCUGAGGGCCCCAGCCUCAGCCAGGAACAUUCAGUUUUCCAGCAAAAUAAGAAGAUAAUGAAACGGGUGAAAUCUGAAGUGUGGCACCAUUUUAUCGUCUCUCCGGUCGACCAGCUCAAAGCCUUGUGCCGAUACUGCCCCUGUGUCAUCAGCCGAGGGAAACGGGGUGACUUUGGCACAAGUUGCCUGAUGAGGCAUCUAAUGAGGCGCCAUCCUGAUGUCCUUAAAAACCAAAAAAGCACGGAUGACAAGGAACCUUCCCCCCAACUGUAUACUACUAUCGCUGCAACAGACACAGUUUCAGCCAAAGAAACUGAGAACGCUUGUGAGAAAAAGCCACAAAAUCCACCUGUGUUCAGUAAAAAGACAUCAAAACUGUGGAACCAUUUUUCGAUUUCCCCUGCCGAUCCCACUAAGGUUGUUUGUUUGCACUGUAGCCGCACAAUAAGCCGAGGCAAAAAGACUACAAACCUCGGCACAAGUUGCCUCUUCAGGCACAUGCAGAGGUUUCAUGGACACGUUCUUGAAAGUAACAAUACUAUCUCAGGUGAUGUGCCGUCUGCUGAAAUUCAUGUCAAACAAGAGCUCAUGGACACUUCUGUGUUUGAAGAAAACGUUGAGAAAUUUGAUGAACACCACCCGGUUGCCAAAAAGAUCACCAAACUCAUCGCAGAGAUGCUUGCACUGGAUCUUCAGCCAUCAGCCAUGGUGGAGAACGCUGGCCUGAACAGACUACUAGAGUACCUUCAGCCUCAGUAUUCUCUACCUUCUUCUUCUUAUUUCACCAGCACUGCCAUACCAGAAAUGUAUGAAAGGGUGAAGGAGGUUGUUCUCACACACCUGAAAGAGGCUGAAUGUGGUGUUGUUCACUUCACAACUAGUAUUUGGGUCAGUAGCCAGACGAGAGAAUACCUGACCCUCACUGCCCACUGGGCGACAUAUGAGUCGAGGGUCAGACCUCAGGGCCAGGACUUUCAUUGCUCCGCUCUCCUCAGUGUCACCCAGAUAGACUGUGACCAUGAUAUGCUUAACAUUCAGAAGCAGCUUGAGUUUCUGUGGGAUUCCUGGAUCACCUCAUCAGGGCUGAAAAAGGGGUUCACUGUUACUGAUAAUAAUGCCAUCAUACAUGCCCUUGAGGACCCUAACCAUGUCACAAUGCAGUGUUUUGGCUACACCAUAGACCUCAUUGUUAGUGAAGCCAUAAAAAGCCAGAGAAUGGUUCAGAAUCUUCUGAGCAUUGCACGAAAGAUCUGUGAACGUGUACACCGCUCAGCGAAAGCCAAGGAGAAACUGGCUGAGCUUCAAAGAGUCCACCAGCUGCCUGAGAACCAACUGGUUCAGGACGUACCCUCCAAAUGGAGGACCUCCUUUUUAAUGCUGGAGCGGCUGGUGGAGCAGAAGAAAGCCAUUGAUGAGAUGUCGAUCGAGUGCAAUUUCAGGGAAAUGAUUAGCUGCGAUCAGUGGGAAGUAAUGCUGUCAGUGUGCAAUGCACUGAAACCUUUCGAAGUUGCUUGCAGGGAGAUGAGCAACCACACUGCUACCCUGGGACAAGUAAUACCACUCAUUCACAUUCUCAACAGAAAGAUAGACCUGCUGUUUGAUGAGACUGUGGGCAUUGACAACAUGCUCAAGUCUCUAAAGGAGGCUAUGGUGAGUAGAAUGUCCUCAACUCUGCAUGACCCACGAUACACUUGGGCAACCAUGCUAGACCCACGGUACAAGACUUCACUCUUCACAGAGGAAGAGGCCGAGCAAUGUAAACAAGACCUUAUCCGAGAACUGGAUUUGACCUUUUCUACCUCAGUCCUGACUAGACCUCCGCUGCCUAACGGGUGCGGGGAGGCCCCUGCUUCAUCCAACAGCUCCCACUCUAACAAGGACAACCUUUGGUCUCUUAUGGCUGACAUCCGACACAAGAUAAAACAGGAGGAAAAGCCAAAAUCCUCAGAGCUGGCGGUGCUUGAGUACCUAGAGGAAGAUAUACUUGAUCAAAGCUGUGACCCACUCGACUAUUGGAACCUGAAAAAGUUCCUAUGGCCAGAACUUGCCAAAGUAGCUGCCCGUUAUGUGGGCUGUCCACCCAGCAUUGUCCCAGCAGAGACUCUGUUCAGCACAGCCAGUGUGAACUGUGCCCUAAAUCAGCCCAGGCCUUUGUUAGACAACGUGGAGGGUCUGCUCUUUCUCAAGGUUAACCUCCCCUUGAUUUAUUUUCAGUACUAAGAA
Molecule: messenger RNA, 4441 nt
Organism: Lampris incognitus (smalleye Pacific opah)
Lineage: Eukaryota; Metazoa; Chordata; Actinopteri; Lampriformes; Lampridae
Gene: zbed4
Product: zinc finger, BED-type containing 4
Exons: 2
Coding region: 662-4438 (1258 amino acids)
Molecular function (GO): DNA binding; protein dimerization activity
Source: RefSeq, a predicted model, not a curated record